This is a messenger RNA of Exophiala aquamarina CBS 119918, 948 nucleotides long. RefSeq lists its product as uncharacterized. Gene Ontology annotation, molecular function: oxidoreductase activity. The transcript is spliced from 2 exons. Bases 1 to 948 code for a protein of 315 amino acids. The record is from RefSeq and is a predicted model, not a curated record. Lineage: Eukaryota; Fungi; Ascomycota; Eurotiomycetes; Chaetothyriales; Herpotrichiellaceae.
AUGGCUGUCGCAACACCCCUUGACCGCUUACCUGUCUGUGCUGAGGCGAAAGAUCCUCGGAUGUUAAAAGGGAUCGAAAAAUUAGAGCCUCUCAAUGGUGAUUUGAACAAUACAGCAGCAAUGCGCGUUGUUCUAAAGCCUCACCGAGACCCCCAUUUUGCACAUCGAUCACUUGCAAUCCCACCAUCCAAAGAUGACUCUCUGGUCCGCUCAAGGUAUCGACCAUUUCUUCUCCCGGACGAAAUCCAACGACAAGACUGGAUUAGUAGAUUGGAGCUGGCGACCGCAACUGAAUUAGCGCAUAACGAAAUGGAGUUGAGGGGAGAGAGGAUAAAGGUUUUGGUACUUUACGGGAGUCUCCGGCAGAGAUCUUACUCGAAAUUACUCGCGUUCGAGAUUUCGCGUAUCCUCUGGCGCCUCGGCUGCGACGUUCGGGUUUACGAUCCUCACGGUUUACCGGUUAAGGACGACCAGCAACAUAACCAUCCGAAAGUACAAGAGCUACGGGAAUUGAGUCGCUGGAGUGACGGGCACUUUUGGGUCUCGCCGGAACAACACGGCAAUUUAACAGCAGUUUUCAAGAACCAAAUCGACUGGAUCCCUUUGAGUACAGGAUCGGUGCGGCCGACACAAGGACGCACCCUAGGAUUAGCCAUGGUCUCUGGAGGUUCGCAGUCUUUCAAUACUAUCAAUAGCCUUCGUGUCCUAGGCAGGUGGAUGCGAAUGUUCACUAUUCCGAACCAGUCAUCCGUUCCCCAGGCGUACACUUUAUUUACCGAAGAUGGCGCUGCUGAGGGGGGUUCUAGGCUGAUGCCAGGGGGUAAUCGAGAUCGCGUUGUCGACUGUGCCGAAGAGUUUGUGAAAUAUACUAUUGUCAUGCGGCCGCACUUUGGCUUGUUUAGUGAUCGUUUCAGCGAACGAAAGCCUCUCGCAAAGGACUUAGAUUAA